This is a messenger RNA of Fragaria vesca subsp. vesca, 1973 nucleotides long. Its product is annotated as pentatricopeptide repeat-containing protein At1g28690, mitochondrial-like. NCBI's taxonomy places the organism in Eukaryota, Viridiplantae, Streptophyta, Magnoliopsida, Rosales, Rosaceae. Gene Ontology annotation, molecular function: RNA binding; protein binding. The transcript has a single exon. The record is from RefSeq and is a predicted model, not a curated record. The coding region runs from base 1 to 1578 and encodes 525 amino acids. Gene Ontology annotation, biological process: RNA modification.
AUGAAAGUUGGACGACUAGCCACAUUGUUAUCUCCCCAAACCCACAAACCCCCUCUCCCACCAAAUCAGAUUUUCCCGCCAAUACAAUCCCACCCACCUCUCCCAGACGCCACUGUUCUAUCCUCUGCUCUGCAGAGUUACAUCAACUCAGAAAACCCUUACCCAGGCCAAAAGAUCCAUGCCCACAUUCUCAAAUCCGGGUUCCGACCCAAUAACAAUGUCUCCAUCAAGCUCCUCAUCCUACACCUCAAAUGUGGGUCACUCAAAUACGCACGCCAGAUGUUCGAUGAAUUGCCUGCGAGAACUCUUUCGUCUUAUAAUUACUUGAUCAGUGGGAAUCUCAAACACGGCCAAGUAGAGGAGUCGCUGAGUUUGGUUCGGCAGCUGGUUUUAUCUGGGGAGAGGCCUGAUGGGUACACCUUUUCGAUGAUUUUGAAAGCCUCCACCUGUAAUGGUAAUGUUGCAUUGCCACCGAGUUUGGGGAGAAUGGUGCAUGCCCAGAUAAUUAAGUCGGAUGUAGAGGGUGAUGAUGUGCUUUAUACCGCGCUUGUUGCGUCUUAUAUUAAGAAUGGGCGAGUUGGAUAUGCGAGGUGUGUGUUUGACAUGAUGUUGGAUAAGAACAUCGUGUGUUCAACAUCGAUGAUUUCAGGGUACAUGAGUCAAGGAUCAGGGGAAGAUGCUGAAGAUAUAUUCCGGAAAACGGUUGAGAAGGAUGUUGUGGUGUUUAAUGCAAUGAUUGAAGGUUACAGCAAAUCAGUUGGAUCUGCUAAGAAGUCAAUUGAGGUUUACAUUGAUAUGCAGCGGUUGAAUUUCCAACCCACUAUCUCUACAUUUGCUAGUCUUAUCGGGGCAUGCUCGGCGCUGGCAGCAUUUGACAUUGGCCAACAAGUGCAAUGUCAGCUUAUGAAGACCAACUUAUUCGUGGAUAUAAAAAUGGGAAGUGCCCUUCUAGACAUGUACUCGAAAUGUGGAAGAGUUGAGGAUGGACGUAGAAUUUUUGACCACAUGCCUCAAAGAAAUGUGUUUUCAUGGACUUCGAUGAUUGAUGGUUAUGGGAAGAAUGGAUAUUCUGAUGAAGCACUUGAGCUUUUCAGUGUAAUGCAGAAAGAAUACCAAAUCAAACCCAAUUUUGUCACAUUCCUCAGUGCUCUCUCAGCUUGCGGACAUGCUGGGCUGGUUGAUAAGGGCCUUGAGAUCUUCGAAAGCAUGAAGAGAGACUACUCAAUAAAACCAACAAUGGAGCAUUAUGCUUGUAUGGUUGAUCUCUUGGGACGUGCUGGACGUUUGCGUCAAGCAUGGGAGUUUGCAAAGGGGAUGCCUAUGCAGCCCAAUUCUGAUGUUUGGGCAGCUCUUCUUAGUUCAAGUACAGUACAUGGUGAUAUUGAGAUGGCAAGGAUAGCUUCCAAUGAACUUUUUAAGCUGAAUCAUGACAGUCGACCAGGGGCAUAUGUUUCAUUCUCUAAUAAUUUGGCAGCUGCCGGGAAUUGGGACAGUGUGAGUGAGCUUAGAGAGAAAAUGAAGGCUCGAGGGAUAUCUAAAGAUAUUGGAUGGAGUUUGGUUGGUACUGAUAGUAAUUGAUGAAUUUCUGAAAAGCUACUAUGGACUAGAGGAGGUUACUGCAAACAAGAUCUAUGGUUGGAUAGCGGGAAGAUUUCAAAGCUGAUGACUGCUCCAGCGCAAGAUAAUGUGCAGGUAGCAAACGAUCUAUGUGGAUCUAGAAAUUACUCUACAGCGAUUGGUUCAUGGAGUUUCGUACACAUCAAGGCAGUUAGAUGGGCUCAGCUUUAAGAGCUGUACUGGAGAAUCACUUCCUCUUAAUUUGAGAUACAGUAAUCAAGUAGAGUAUGUCUAUUCUUUGCCACAGACUUAUUCUGUUGGAGUGCAAAAAGAAAGAAUCCGAAUUCAGUCAUUGUGGACCAAUGCAGUCAGUAGUUCAAGCUUUUCACUCUCAAACUGGAUCAUAGGCGCUAUUA